UGUUCAGUUUGUGUUCAGUGUAACUACGUGUGUGCUUAGAAUAAAUUAUGGAAAUUUUAAGUUGGCGAUUUUUUGCUUUAUGUUUAUUUUAUUUAGUUUUAAUACGAAUUUUUCGCAUAUUUUACGAUAAUUAUAUUAGUAGUUCAUCUAACAGCAAUGAAUAAUACUUUCUUCUACUAAAUAACUUUGAAAAAUAAAAUUUAUAUUAUUUUAAAAUGUUAAAUUUUAUAAGAAAAAGGGAAAAAACAUUGAUAAAAAAAUAUUUCCAUUAUAUAAAUACAAAAACAAUAGUAAAUAUAAACUAAUAAAUCAUUAACUAGUGAAAACUAAAAAAACCUUAAAUAAACAAAUAAAAAUUCUAAUACUCUCAAUCACUCUCUUCAUUUAACCCAAAGUCACCGUCACCGUCUGUCAAAAAGUCACACUCUCUCGAUUUGUAUUUAAAUGAUGUUGCAAACAGUUCGUUUUGAUGUUGAAUCAUCACCGUUUUUAUUCACGUUAAAAAAAUAACAAAUAUUACCUGGAAUUUUCACUACUACAACUACAACAACAGUUAUUUCUCAACAUUUACUCACCAAAACAAAACACCAACAACAUAUAAGAGCAGUUAAUUCUCAUUAAACAAUAACAACACCAGCCAGCCUUCAGUCAGCAUCUUUAAUAUUUUGUUUUAUUUAUAAUAUUUUAUUUAUUCAUUAUGAGUGAUACAACCUAUGACAACAGCAGUAACGCAAACGAUAUGGAGGCCGAAGAUGGAUUUGCUUCAUCAAUGCUUACUUUUGCAGCCAUUAUGACUCUGCUGAUCAUGGUUGUGGGAAUUUUUGGUAAUUUUCUCACCGUUGCAGCUUUAAUUAAAUGUCCGAAAGUCCGUAAUGUAGCAGCAGCAUUUAUAAUGAGCUUAUGUAUAGCAGAUCUAUUAUUCUGCGCUUUAGUUUUGCCAUUUAAUGCCUAUCGCUUCAUUGAAGGGACCUGGGAACCUCGAGAUGUUCUCUGCAAGAUGAUACCAUUUAUACAAUAUGGAAAUAUUGGUGUUUCCCUUCUAUGUAUUGCUAUGAUCACCAUUAACAGAUAUGUCAUGAUUGCCCAUCAUAGUUCAUAUGGAAAAAUCUACAAAAGACAUUGGAUUGCAGCCAUGAUAAUAUUCUGUUGGGUGUUUUCAUAUGGCAUGCAACUGCCAACACUAGUCGGUGCCUGGGGCACUUUCGGUUAUGAUAAAAAACUAGGAACUUGUUCUAUAUUAGAAGAUGACCAUGGCCAUAGCAGCAAGACCACAUUGUUUGUGACAGCCUUUGUAAUACCGUGCAUAAUAAUUAUAGCAUGUUAUACGAAAAUUUUCUGGGUGGUACACAAGUCGGAGCAGCGUUUAAAGCGGCAUGCCAAUAAACAAAAUUCCAUACCAAAUAAUUUGAGAACAACGCCCGUUGCUACGGGCAGCAAUAUUGAAACGGGUAAUGGUCAAAGCAGAGUAUCUUCCGCCGACAGUAGUAGUUUUUCAACAGACGUUAAACACGAAUCGGUGCAAAAACAAACGACUCGCGUCAAGGAUCAAAGGGAGGUGAGAGCGAAACGAAAUGAAUGGCGCAUUACUAAGAUGGUGCUGGCAAUAUUUUUGAGCUUUGUCAUUUGUUAUUUGCCCAUUACUAUUGCCAAGGUGGCCGAUCAAGAUGUUGAGCAUCCCAAUUUUCAUAUACUCAGUUACAUUAUGUUGUAUCUGUCGGCCUGCAUCAAUCCUAUUAUUUAUGUCAUCAUGAAUAAGCAGUAUCGUAAAGCCUACAAAACAGUAAUUAUGUGUCAGCCGGGACGUUUAUUGCCAUUUGGCAAACAUGCUGGUGGUGGUGGCAACAAUGGCAGUAGUGUGGCAGAGAAAUGGAAAGAUACCGGAUUGAACCGCAUGUCGCACAGUCGCACAAUGGUUUCGGCAGUGGACCAACAAAAUACCAGCUUCAGCAGUUCCGUCCAAUUGCCAGCUAUGGAACUGAGCAGCAAACCGAACGAAACAAAAGCCAAAGAUACGAUAGAAUCAAUACCGGUGACGUUGCAGGCAGCAGAGUCCACACCGAUUCCGACAUCUAUGGAGAACGCGAGCAAACCAGAAACUCAGAACACCGAAGAACUGGUGGUGGCGCCAUCGACAAACGAACAAAUGCCCAUAGCCACUCCUGCCCAGAGUCACAGCAAGAAUACCAAUAUCACCAACAACAACAACAACCAAAGCGAACAAGUCAACCUUCCAACGAAUAUCAUAACGCCAAGGACCAUCAAACGCAUAGCCCUGGUGGGCGGAGAUAUAAUUUUGGAGGAAGAGGAGGAAGAAGAGGAGGAGGAAACGCAGGCAGCGAGACAGAUGACAGUCAAUCAGCCGGCCGAAGAGGAGAAAAAAGAACAGACGAUAAUGCCAAUAUCAACGCCACCUCCACCGUCCACUGUGAGCCAACGGCCGACGCCAGUGUACGUGAAUGCGAGUGUAUUGCACCAGAAGAAAAACCCAUCUUACGGUCAGAACAUCAACGUCAUUCCAGAUAAUAAAAAUUCCACAAAACUUUUAACCAAACCGAAACUUUAAAAGACUACUUUACAAUGCUUUAAUUACAUAAAUAAUUACGAGUAAAUAUCUAAUUGGUUAAUCAAACAUUCCAUUUACAAUUAGACCGAUCGAUGUUUAUAAGAAUUAUCGAUUUUUAUACUCUCGUGCUGAUUUUAAGUCAAUAUUAAAAUUUAAAAAAAAUAUUAAACAUUCCAAGCAAUUACAAAUUUUGUUUAAGAUAUACAUACAUAAAUAAAUAUACAUAGUAUAAAUAAUAAUUAAUUAGUUCCAUAAUCUUAUUUUAUCUACACAUAAGUUUUGUAUUUAUUUAUUAUACCUUUACAAUUAUAUUUAUGUAUUAAAUUUUAUAUUAUUAUUAAGGUUUUAAUCGAAUCGUGCCUAUAUUUAUAUAACAGCAAUACAAUACCAUAUAAUUAUUUACUAAAUACUUUUAAAUUUUUUAUCUUAUCUAAAA
Molecule: messenger RNA, 2999 nt
Organism: Lucilia sericata (common green bottle fly)
Lineage: Eukaryota; Metazoa; Arthropoda; Insecta; Diptera; Calliphoridae
Gene: moody
Product: G-protein coupled receptor moody
Exons: 7
Coding region: 698-2563 (621 amino acids)
Biological process (GO): G protein-coupled receptor signaling pathway
Cellular component (GO): membrane
Molecular function (GO): G protein-coupled receptor activity
Source: RefSeq, a predicted model, not a curated record